AUGUCCAGUCCGGUUCGAGUCACUUUGGCAAUUACACCGCUUGCUGGAUCCGCGGGCCAUAGCAAACUGCUGCUCGCCAUCUCGAUCGAUCGGGAAAGUAGAUCCCACCCGCGCCACUUUGCCCUCGGCAAGUUCCAGGGACCCAACACUGGGGCUUUGGCAUGGGCAUCAAAGAAGCCUGUCCAGCACAUCCCGCUAGCUGGCUAG
Messenger RNA from Gaeumannomyces tritici R3-111a-1, 207 nucleotides. RefSeq lists its product as hypothetical. Lineage: Eukaryota; Fungi; Ascomycota; Sordariomycetes; Magnaporthales; Magnaporthaceae. The coding region runs from base 1 to 207 and encodes 68 amino acids. The record is from RefSeq and is a predicted model, not a curated record. The transcript has a single exon.